Molecule: messenger RNA, 2978 nt
Organism: Vitis vinifera (wine grape)
Lineage: Eukaryota; Viridiplantae; Streptophyta; Magnoliopsida; Vitales; Vitaceae
Product: nitrate regulatory gene2 protein
Exons: 6
Coding region: 439-2736 (765 amino acids)
Source: RefSeq, a predicted model, not a curated record
AAAAGGGGGAGGGUGGCUUUCCUGGUAACUUUCUUUAUGAGUAACCGUUGUGAUAGGCUUGAGGCCAUGGGACAAAUGGGCAGAGCUUAUCUCCAAGUAGCUUCGAGGGAGGCGAGUGGCGAGAGUAUGGCGUAAAAUCAAAGCUUGGAAACCGUGGGAUUAUGUGGGUAUGUGGGCUCCAGAGUCCACGCAGUGACACUGUUGUCUGUCUUUUGUAUGUGCUUUUUGCAUGGAUUCGCCCACCAGCACCACUCUCUCUCCCACAAACCUUUUCUCUCUCUUCGUUUCUCAUCGAUUCUCUAAAUAUUUUCGCAUGAGCCUUCUCUGAAAUCCAAGUUUCCGUACUGUACAGCUUCGAUUUUGACUCUUCUUCCCAGGAAAAAGCUUCUUCCCUGAUUACAUAACAAGAGGGAUUCCUAGCAGCAAGUUUGUCAAGAGAUGGGCAUCACAAACUCUAAAAUAGAAGAAGAUAAGGCUCUGCAGAUGUGUCGUGAAAGGAAGAAGUUUGUUAGGCAAGCACUUGAUGGCAGGUGUGCUCUAGCAGCUGCUCAUGUUGAUUAUAUUCAGUCACUCGAAGCUAUAGGAAUUGCUCUUAGGAGGUUUGUUGAGCCUGAAGCUCCAAAUGAAUCUUCCUUAUACACUUCCACUAGUGCCACACCAGAGCCACUUGCUUUGACUGAGAAGUCCCUUUCCCAGUUCUCAUUCUCAUCCCCAUCUCUAUCUCAACGUGUAGAUGCAACUGAAGCCCUUUCUCCAACUCCUUCACCUCCUUAUUCUAGUCAUAUUCAGUUAAACCAUAUGAAAAUCAGGGGCAGCUAUUCCAGAAAAGUAGAAGAAAAACCUUCUUUACCAGUCAUGGGGACAGUAACCUCCUCCAGUACCCCUCAAAACACCACACCUCGUUCCACUGGAAGGCCUGAAAUGACACCAUUUGAAGCUUCUUCCCUGCCACCUAGUACUCCACCUUGGGAUUUCUUUCACCUUUUUCCUUCUGUUGAUAAUCAGUUUUCUUCUCAAGGAGGAGAACUGAACCAAGGUUUGGAUACUGCUGAUGAUAUAACUCAGCUUAGGAAAGAGGAGGGUAUUCCUGAACUAGAGGAUGAAGAAGAUAAAGUUUCUUUUCAUGGGGAGGAAGAAUCUCAGGACUCAGAAGACGAAUUUGAUGAGCCUUCCACAGAUACUCUAGUCCGAAGUUUUGAAAAUCUUAAUAGGGUACCAGAUCAUGUUGCAGCUAGUUCUUCACCUACUAUGCCUUCAACAGGAAGUGUAGCUUCAGAAACUGGGUAUUUGAAUGGAGAGAAAAGCAACUCUCCCGGUUUAUCACCAUUGAGAAGCACAUCCUCAGCAGUUGCACUUCAUUCUGAUGUAAGGAGCACACCUGUAAAAGAAAAUGGUAUUGAAAAUAAGGUUGCCCCAAAGGACUUCUUUUCAAGCAUAAGAGACAUAGAAUAUCUCUUUGUUAAAGCUUCUGAAUCUGGAAAAGAAGUUCCAAGGAUGCUUGAAGCGAAUAAAUUUCACUUUCGUCCAAUAUUUCCGCAGAAAGACAGUGGGUCCGUAACAUCUACACUAUUCAAAGCUUGUUUCUCAUGUGGGGAAGACCCAACUAUCGUUCAAGAAGAGCCUGCUCAAGCUGCCAUGAAGUACUUAACUUGGCACAGGACAGCUUCAUCUCGUUCCUCCUCAUCCAGGAAUCCUCUUGGCUCAAAUUCAAAGGAUGAUAUUGAGGACCUUACCAGCAACCUCUUUGACAAUUUCUGCAUGACCUCAGGCAGUCAUGCUUCAACCUUGGAUAGACUAUUUGCAUGGGAGAGAAAGCUUUAUGACGAAGUCAAGGCUAGUGAGAUGAUCAGAAGGGAUUAUGACAUGAAGUGUAAAAUUCUAAGACAACUGGAAUCAAAGGGAGAAAGUACUAACAAGAUUGAUAAAACUCGGGCAGUUGUUAAGGAUCUACACUCAAGAAUCAGAGUUGCAAUUCACAGAAUUAAUUCAAUAUCGAAGAGAAUUGAGGAAUUAAGGGACACAGAGCUUGAGCCACAGCUAGAGGAGUUAAUUUCAGGGUUAAGUCGAAUGUGGGAGGGGAUGUUUGAAUGCCACAGGCUUCAGUAUCACAUCAUCUCAGUUGCAUAUAACAAUGGCACCACCAAAAUCUCUAUACAGUCAGAAUCACACCGGCAAUUCACCAUCCAUCUUGGAACUGUUCUCAGUUCCCUAUCUUCAAGUUUUGCGAAAUGGAUUGGUGCUCAAAAAUCCUAUUUGCAGGCUAUUAAUGAUUGGCUUGUCAAAUGUGUGCCGGUUGAAGAGAAAUCCUCAAAGAAAAAAAGGAGGCGGAAAUCAGAACACCCGUUGAGAGAUACUGGGCCACCCAUUUAUGCUGCAUGUGACGUCUGGUUGGACAUGCUAGACAAGUUACCUAAAAAGGAAGUCACAGAUUCCAUAAAGGGUCUAGCAGCUGAAACCAGCUUCUUCCUACCACGGCAAGAGAAGAGCCACGACAAGAGUAAGAACAAACCACAUUCAACAGACUCACAUCUUAAUAUACUGAGGGAUGAUGCUCCUCCAGUGGACUGGGUAUCGGGGUUUGAGCGUUUCCAAUCAAGCUUGGCGUGCUUUCUUGAGCAGUUGAAUAACUUUGCAGAAUCAUCGGUGAAGAUGUAUGGGCAUCUUGAGCAGACCAUUAAAGACUCUAGAGCUAGGUAUGAACGAUCUAUGUCCCAACCUAAUAACACUGUUGUUUAGCAGGCCAGAAGAAAUAAUUGGAGAAUUGAGGUGAUGAAGAUUUGUAUAUGAAGAUGAGAAUAAUAAAUAAAGAAAAAAGUGGGUAUUUAAUUGGAUGAGGAAAUAAAAGGGUGGUUGGGAGAAUUUGAAGGUGAUCAGAUUUCAGAAGCAGGGCUGUAUAGAGUUUUUGUGAACAUAAGAAACUGAGCUAGAAUUCUACUUCCCCUCUUGUUCAAUAUAAAUGCUUUCAGAGAUUGAGAUUA